AUGUGUCUCAGUGUAAGGCCUCGGGGCUGUAAGACAUCCACAAAUCCCAGGCCCUUGUACCUGGUGACGGUGCUGGAAGGAUUUCUGACCUGUCCAGAGGAGGAACACAUGGUCUCUUUCCCGAGAGACACCACUGCUGUCCUUCCUUGCCUUUUUCGUCCUUCUCUGAGAUUCUCAGACCGGCUGUUGAGAGUCUCGUGGCAGAAGGAACAUGAAGUGGAAGAUUUAGUUGUUCACUUCCAGAAUGGGAAUGACACAGGAGACAAACAGAAUGAACUGUUCAAGGGACGAACUACGAUGUCCAAGAACUGGUUUGUCGAAGGAAACGCCACCCUGAAGUUAGAACAUGUGAGAAAGAAGGAUGCUGGGAAAUAUACUUGUUGGGUCACUGUGUAUCCGAUCCGGCCAGGGCUACAAUGUAAAUGUUGUGUAGUGGUGCUGGACAUUUCAGACCAACAGAACAUGAAGAUGACUAUUUCACCAGGGAAUGAUCACUCUCAUGCUGUGUGGGAGCGUGUCCUGGCUGCGUGUUUGUUCCUGCUCGUCGUGGUACUGUUCAUCUUUCUUCCCUAUUUCCUGUUCAGUAGACAGCACUCCGGUCCAUACGGGAGCCUGUGAGCCGCUCGCGCUGCUCACUCUACCCUGGUGCUUACAUCAUGAGGACUGAAAGAUGAUGGCGGCCCCUAUGGUGACACAAGCAAUCCAUGUGAUUCACUUACUCGCAGGGGACAGACUCAUUUUGUGAAAUACUUACGGCACAAUCUGCACUUUCCUCUUCCCUGGGUCCGAUCGGUGACGGUCGUUUGGACAUCCAGGAAUCUUGCUUCGGUUGGAUCACUAAUGAUGAACUGUGCCGCACCUUCUACCAAAUCCUAAAGCCUCACUCACAC
Bufo gargarizans (Asiatic toad) is the source of this 890-nucleotide messenger RNA. RefSeq lists its product as uncharacterized. Lineage: Eukaryota; Metazoa; Chordata; Amphibia; Anura; Bufonidae. The coding region runs from base 1 to 618 and encodes 205 amino acids. Gene Ontology annotation, cellular component: external side of plasma membrane. Gene Ontology annotation, biological process: T cell costimulation; immune response; cell surface receptor signaling pathway. The transcript has 3 exons. The record is from RefSeq and is a predicted model, not a curated record.